Messenger RNA from Lampris incognitus (smalleye Pacific opah), 1200 nucleotides. It is a transcript of the gene snrnp25, whose product is annotated as small nuclear ribonucleoprotein 25. The record is from RefSeq and is a predicted model, not a curated record. Bases 131 to 664 code for a protein of 177 amino acids. Gene Ontology annotation, cellular component: U12-type spliceosomal complex. NCBI's taxonomy places the organism in Eukaryota, Metazoa, Chordata, Actinopteri, Lampriformes, Lampridae. The transcript has 5 exons. Gene Ontology annotation, molecular function: protein binding. Gene Ontology annotation, biological process: mRNA splicing, via spliceosome.
UUACAGAAAAAAAAAUUAAACAUAGUCAGUGCUCGUCAAAUUUGCUCAGUUGCUUCGUUAACUAACAGCAGGCCAACCAUAGGCUACACGAUCAAAUAAAAACUCAGCAAACAACUUUAGAAACGGUGCGAUGGAGGAGCAAACCGAAAGCCUCCCCGUAAAGGAUGAAGUUGUUAGCAUAGAUGCGGGGGAGACGAACAGCACAGAGGAGGAUAUGCCUGAAACAGAAGAGCUGGACGAGGAGGCUUUGCCCCAUUCGGAGAUCUUAGACAUUUUCGAAGAGAGCCUUGCGCGCCUGGUUCAGGACCCAUUGCUAUGUGACCUUCCAAUUCAGGUGACAUUGGAGGAGGUGAACUCUCAAAUAGCCUUGGAGUAUGGCCAGGCAAUGACUGUGAAGAUUUUGAAGGCAAACGGCGAGGUUAUGCCCGUAGUGGUAGUGCAGAAUGCCACUGUGCUGGAUCUGAAGAAGGCCAUCUGCAGGUUCAUGGAGCUGAAACAGCAGCGGGAAGGCGGUGUGAAAUGUAUCAGCUGGAGGUACAUAUGGAGAACCUAUCAUUUAGUGUUCCAAGGGGAAAAGCUUGAAGAUGACAAAAUGAGGCUUAAGGAUUAUGGGAUCAGGAACAGAGAUGAAGUAACAUUCAUGAAGAAACUCAGGAAGAAAUGAUGUUCAGCAGAAAACAUCAACAAUGUCAAAGGGAGCCUAAAUUAUUUCAGUGUUUAUCAUAUUAAAUUGCUACCUGUCUGGUGGACCUAUGUUGAGUGUAUUUGGACAGAUAAUGUUCACUUAAUACCAGCCUCUAUCCUGCACCCUCACACCUCAAACAUAGAUGUUGCGUGAAAUCUACACAGGUCAAAUGUUAGCAUCAGUCUAAACGAAGUUUGUGCAACAAGCUCAAAUAAAAACAACCAUGAGUGAUGCUACUUUGUUCACAUGAUUUAGCACAUGAUUUAGGCCUAAUAUCUCUAUAAUCUUGUAUUCCAGGUCUAUGAUUUGAGUUUAUUAAAAUCUGGCUUUGAGCAUUAUGAUUCUUGAAUCGCAGAGCAUAAAAAGACACUGAGGUGCCUGCGAGGACUGUUUUAUUUACUGCUGUGAAAAUACUGAAUGAUCUUUAAAAGAGUCCUCUUCCUUAUACAGAAGUUUGAAGUAUUUACUUUGCCCCAUUUUUCAGUUACUUUUGGAUUUGUAUAAUUUAAAUGUAG